AUGAUUGCCAGAGGUGAGUUGGCAGAUUACCUCAUGACGAAGGAGUAUGUGAAUCCCCGCGAGGUCUAUCCUCGCAAGGUAAAAGGUACUCAAGUAAAAGUCAUUCAUGCAAUACAUGGCAGAUCUGAAGAAGAUCAAGAGUCCAAGGAGGUAUACAAAUCUAGAUUGAGGGCAGCCCAUAAGCUCAGGAAGAUAUCCUCGGUCAAUGCUAUCGCUUCGGGCAGCAUCAGUAUUGGAUUUGGCGAUAGCGACCUAUCCAGAGUUCAACUCCCCCACGAGGAUCCAUUGGUCAUCAGUCUUUUAGUGGCAAAUUUCAUGAUCAAGAGGAUUUUGAUAGACCUAGGAAGUAGCGCCAACAUCAUCACAAAGGCGGUCUUUGAGCAGCUAGAGAUCCCGUCAUCAUCUAUUUGA
Messenger RNA from Cornus florida, 411 nucleotides. RefSeq lists its product as uncharacterized. The record is from RefSeq and is a predicted model, not a curated record. Lineage: Eukaryota; Viridiplantae; Streptophyta; Magnoliopsida; Cornales; Cornaceae. Bases 1 to 411 code for a protein of 136 amino acids. The transcript has a single exon.